AUGGCCCUGAGCGCCGGGCAUGCCCGCAACAUGCCAGAGAUGCCUUCCGCGCGCACACCACUUAGUGCAUGCGCUGCUUGUGGUGCGCCCCUGUGCAAGAAGAGCUUUUUGGAAGCCACUGUGUAUACAUUGUCUGGACCGCAGACAGUAGAGCAUGUGGCUUUCAGGCGCGCUAGCAAAAGUUGCCGCUCCAUCCAUUACCAUAACUACCAUAGGUGCGAGGGCAAGAAGGUGAACUCAUUGGCAGUGGAGGCGUCUGACUACAUCUUUGUUUCUGCAACCACCGGCUUCUGCGCUUCUUUUCUGCGCUACCACGAUGCGUUGCAGUUCCGUGGGUACGUCAGUUCUAAAGCCAUUGCGCGGGUGCAGUUGACUGGUCUUUGGCCUGAUGAUCACUCACAUGCACGCUUCAACCAAGAUUAUGGCCAAGCACGCUUGCUCUCCAAUGUCAUCACGGAGUUUAAGGACAUGUGGAAGCUUCAUUCCUGGAAGGACAAAGAACGUCUCCUGCGAAGCAUUGAGAUCGACAACCCCUUGCUGCUUGUGCACCUGUCUGAAUACCAUGUUUGGUGGCAGCGAAUUGCAACUCCCAAGUCUCUGUCCUCCAGUGUCCGUGAAUUUGCCAGGGACGGUCAUGAAAAGAUUGCUAAACAGCCUGCGCCGAUAACCCUCCUAUACAUGGAGGGCAUCCUCGCUCAGAUGGGGCCGUGA
Molecule: messenger RNA, 711 nt
Organism: Durusdinium trenchii
Lineage: Eukaryota; Dinophyceae; Suessiales; Symbiodiniaceae
Source: the annotation of a GenBank genome assembly